AUGGCGGGGCCCCAUAGGACCAUGAAAGCCAAGGAGCCACCUAGUCAGCGAUCAGGGAAACAUGGGACUGAGGAUCUCCGGCCUGGUGAUGGUCACUUCCUUGAAGUGGGUUUCCCGUCCGGCACAUUAGUAACUGUCCCCGGUACUGAGAGAGAUACGGGGGGGCCGCCGUGGCUGGACCUCCUGCUGCUGACUAAUGUGGGUGGAGUCCUGGGUGAGGGGAACCAACCAAUAAUCUCUUUCUUUCUAUUUGUAGUCCAUGGACGGGACGUCGGGAAGAUCUCAGAGGAACGUCUCACGUUGUCUCCAGAAGAUGAGGACAUCACACAGUAUAGUCGAGGAGAAGACCAUAAUGUCCAUCAGGUGCCCCACAGUGUGGAUGGACCAUCGUAUUCCUCAUAUCCUGAGGAACCUCAGACCGAGAGGGGCGGGGCCGUCCUUCCAACGAUUGUAGUCCAGGAACAAUCUCACAGAGGUCAGAAGUCGUAUUCCUGCCCUGAGUGUGGGAAAAGUUUUUCACAUAAGUCCCAUCUUUCCAUACAUAAUAGAUCUCACACGGGGGAGAAACCGUAUUCCUGCCAUGAGUGUGGGAAAAGUUUUGUCACAAAAUCACGUUUAGAUAGACACCAAAAGUCUCACAGGGGUGAGAAGCCGUAUUCUUGUUCCGAGUGUGGGAAAUGUUUUUCACAUAAGUCCUAUCUUUCCAUACAUCAGAGAACCCACACAGGGGAGAAACCAUAUUCCUGUCCAGAGUGUGGGAAAUGUUUUUUACGGAAGUCCUAUCUUUCCAUUCAUCAGAGAUCUCACACAGGGGAGAAACCAUACACUUGUCAUGAGUGCGGGAAAAGUUUUGCCAAGAAGUCCAAUCUUUCCAAACAUCAGAGAUCUCACACAGGGGAGAAGCCGUAUUCCUGUCCAGAAUGCGGGAAAUGUUUUUUACGGAAGUCCAAUCUUUCCAUACAUCAGAGAUCUCACACGGGGGAGAAACCAUACACUUGCCAUGAGUGCGGGAAAAGUUUUCCCACAAAAUCAGAUUUAAAUAAACACCAAAAAGCUCACACGGGUGAAAAGCCAUAUUCUUGUUCUGAGUGCGGGAAAUGUUUUUCGCAGAAGUCCAAUCUUUCCAAUCAUAAGAUAUGUCACACAGGGGAGAAGCCGUUUGCCUGCCCGGAGUGCGGGAAAUGCUUUUCACGCAAUUCCCAUCUUUCCGCACAUCAGAGGUCUCACACAGGGGAGAAGCCAUAUGUCUGCCCUGACUGCGGGAAAGGUUUUCUGCAGAAAUCCUAUCUUUACAUACAUUAUAGAUCUCACACAGGGGAGAAGCCGUAUGCCUGCCCUGAGUGCGGGAGAGGUUUUGUCAAAAAAUCCAUUUUAGAUAGACACCAAAAAUCUCACUUGGGCAAUAAGCCAUUUCAUUGCUCGGAAUGUGGGAAAUGUUUUUCGCAGAAGUCCCACCUUUGCAGGCAUCAGAAGUCUCACACGGGAGAAGCCGGGUGCUGGAAAUGUUUUACCAGCAAAUCAGUUUUAGAUAGACACCAAAAGUAA
This is a messenger RNA of Nanorana parkeri, 1545 nucleotides long. RefSeq names its product zinc finger protein OZF-like. Gene Ontology annotation, molecular function: DNA-binding transcription factor activity; RNA polymerase II cis-regulatory region sequence-specific DNA binding. The coding region runs from base 1 to 1545 and encodes 514 amino acids. The record is from RefSeq and is a predicted model, not a curated record. Lineage: Eukaryota; Metazoa; Chordata; Amphibia; Anura; Dicroglossidae. The transcript has 3 exons. Gene Ontology annotation, biological process: regulation of transcription by RNA polymerase II.